CCUACUUUAUUUUGGCGUUUGCUGUCGCGUUUCUGUGUCAUCAUUUCCUGUCAGAAGAAGAAGACGUUAUACAGACAGGCAAAAGUACUGUAAUGUCGUGGAUUCGAGAGAAAGAACUCUCCUUUUUAGAAAAGCUCACUGCCAACAUCCUAAAGGCAGGGCCUAUGCCCAAACAUGUGGCCUUUAUCAUGGACGGUAACAGGCGUUUCGCCCAAAAGGCACAUGUGCAGAGACAGGAGGGCCACUCGCAGGGUUUUGAGAAACUAGCAGAGGCGCUCCGCUGGUGCCUACACCUGGGCAUUCACGAGGUGACUGUGUAUGCGUUCAGCAUUGAGAACUUCAAGCGCUCCAAGGACGAGGUGGAUGGUCUGAUGGAGCUGGCCAGACAGAAGUUCAGCCGCCUGCUGACAGAGCAGGAGAAUCUGGAGAAGCAUGGUGUGUGUAUCCGUGUGCUGGGAGAUCUGACUCUUCUGCCUGCAGAUCUGCAGCAGCUCAUUGCCAAAGCUGUGGUGGCAACUAAAGCACACAACAAGUGUUUUCUGAACGUGUGCUUUGCAUAUACCUCAAGACAUGAAAUCACAAAUGCAGUGAAGGAAAUGGCUUGGGGCGUAGAGCAGGGCCUGCUAAAAUCCAGUGAUGUGUCUGAGGUGCUCCUCAGUGAGUGUCUCUAUAGCAGUAAUUCUCCAAACCCCGAUCUGCUCAUCCGAACGUCUGGAGAAGUGCGUCUUAGUGAUUUCCUUCUGUGGCAGACCUCUUAUUCCUGUCUAGUGUUUCAGUCGGUCCUGUGGCCGGAAUAUUCAUUCUGGAAUCUGUGUGAAGCUGUUUUACAGUAUCAGCUGAGCUACCGAUCUCUCCAGAAAGCUCGAGAUCUGCACAGAGAAGGCCAAGAGCUCCAGCAGAUGGAAGCGGAUCGCUCCUGUGUGGCUGAGCUCCUGCAGCAUCAUGGGAACAGAGAAAGCAUGGAUGCUCAGCAUCGACAGAAAGAUCUGCUGAAGUACACCGCUGGCCGAGAGGAGAGGGUUCGCUGCUUUCUCAACGCCCUUCAGCUCAAGAGAGACACUUUCUUCAGUGAUUUAAGCAGCCAGGCUGUCGUGGCUUAGCAUUGAACUUUUUAUAUUUACUGAUCUGUAAAUACUUAAAAUCUGGAAGGAUCUUUUACCCCGUUUUAUGGGGCAGUGGAUAUGUAUGCUUGAUAUUGAUCUAGAAAUGAUCUUAAAUCUUCAAAUAAAUUUUUUGAUUGAUUGACCCCAUAGGCAUUUUUUUUUUAGGUGGGGUUGUAAAUAUGCUAGGAAAUACAAUGGGUUAAAUAUGAUUGAUAUCACUUGAAUUUUCAUGAUAUAAAUUUUUUAUAAAUAAUUCAAUCUCAGAUUUGUGGACUGAUUUGACCUAUUCAUUGAAGCCUCACAAACAGUUAAUUCACAAAUCAAAUAUUACUUGCCUGAGAGACAGUUUUACUCCAUGCAAGAGCAUAAUAAAAUAUUCAAAUAUGCAUAUUCAGACUAGACUUUGUAAUGUUGUAAAGGUAAAUUACAGUAACAGUCAAAAGUUUGGACACACAAUUGACUGAAUUUAUCUUUUCAUUAUCGUAAAACCUUUUUAGCUAAAGGCCUCUGCUUGAAAUUAGUUUUGACAAAUCUAAAAAAAAAGUUUAAAGUUUCAU
Messenger RNA from Carassius auratus (goldfish), 1660 nucleotides. RefSeq names its product dehydrodolichyl diphosphate synthase complex subunit DHDDS. Lineage: Eukaryota; Metazoa; Chordata; Actinopteri; Cypriniformes; Cyprinidae. Bases 93 to 1100 code for a protein of 335 amino acids. Gene Ontology annotation, cellular component: dehydrodolichyl diphosphate synthase complex; endoplasmic reticulum. Gene Ontology annotation, biological process: polyprenol biosynthetic process. The record is from RefSeq and is a predicted model, not a curated record. Gene Ontology annotation, molecular function: ditrans,polycis-polyprenyl diphosphate synthase [(2E,6E)-farnesyl diphosphate specific] activity. The transcript has 9 exons.